Molecule: messenger RNA, 2801 nt
Organism: Hypanus sabinus (Atlantic stingray)
Lineage: Eukaryota; Metazoa; Chordata; Chondrichthyes; Myliobatiformes; Dasyatidae
Gene: hdgfl2
Product: HDGF like 2
Exons: 16
Coding region: 128-2068 (646 amino acids)
Biological process (GO): regulation of transcription by RNA polymerase II
Cellular component (GO): nucleus
Molecular function (GO): transcription coregulator activity; double-stranded DNA binding
Source: RefSeq, a predicted model, not a curated record
ACCCUCCUCUCCCCCUCCCCCCCUUAGGCGCUAUACAGUAUUCGAAACGCUGAGAAUUGCGCUCUGUUACGGAUCGAGUCCGUAUCUAUUCUUUAAAUUGCUUAAAGGAGGCUAAGACGAUCAGAAAAUGCCUCACAAUUUCAAAGCAGGAGAUUUGGUUUUCGCUAAAAUGAAGGGUUAUCCUCACUGGCCGGCCCGGAUUGAUGAUGUUGCUGAGGGAGCGGUGAAACCACCAUCAAAUAAAUACCCAAUUUUCUUCUAUGGUACUCAUGAAACAGCAUUUUUGGGACCAAAAGAUAUUUUCCUUUUUGAAAAAUACAAGGACAAAUAUGGAAAGCCGAACAAAAGGAAAGGAUUCAAUGAAGGAUUGUGGGAAAUACAAAACAACCCAAAUGUCAGUUUUACCGCACCACCGCCAUCAAGCUCAUCUGACAGUGAAGUUCCAGAAAAUGAAGCACUCCCAGGGAGUGGUGUAGAAGAGGACAAACAAGUGAGUGAUGAGGAAUCUGACAAAGACAGCAUUGAACAGAGUGGCAUCAAGAGGAAACCUGUCCUUCCAAAGCGACCUGCUCCAAAACGUGCUCGCAAAUCAAGUGAUGAAGAGGAAGAGGAAAGUGGUUCCAACUCGCUUGAGGAGAAUUCUGAAGCAAGUUCCUCAGAAUCUGAGAAAAACAGUGACCAAGAAUUCACACUAGAAAAGAAAGUUAUUUCUAGAGCACCUCGGCGCGGUCCUGCAGCUGGAAGAAAGAAAAAGAAGUAUGAUUCUGAGGAGGAGCAGGAGAAUAACGAGGAUGAAGAGAAAGAGAAGAAGCAUAUAGAAAUGAAGGAAGAUGAUGAUGAUGAUGACUACAAGAAAGAAUCUGACUCUGACAACUCCAUAAAGAAACCUGUUAGAGGUAGAAAACCAGCAGCUCAAAAGAAGACUCCUAAACCAAGAGGAAGGAAGCCAAAAGUUGAGAGGUUACCUUCUGUCUCCAGCAGCCUCAGCAGUGACAGCGAUUCUGAAGAUAAGAUCAGUGACUGGAAAAAACGAGAUGAAGAACGAAAGAGAGAGAUAGAGGAAAGGAGAAGGAAACAGCAGGAGGAAGAGCUACGAAAAUUAAGAGAAAAGGAAAGGGAGGAGGAAGAAGAGGAGAAGAGGAAACGGAAAGAAGAAAAAGAAAAAGAGGAUGAUCAGGACACGCUAGUUGAUGAAGUAGAUGAAGUAAAGAAAGAACCAUCAAAGAAAGUCAAGAAAGUUCGGGCUAAGUCAAAAUACUCCUCUGAUUCGGACUCUGCAGUGGAAAAGGAGGUGAAAAAAAAGCCAAAGAAACCACAUUCUGAACCCACAAGUAAACAGAAAAAAGAAAGAGAGCCUAAAGAAAGAAAACGUAAGCAGGAAGAUCGACACAAAGAAAGGGCAGCUAAAGCAGAAAAAGAAAAAAAGAAAGAAGAGAAACUGCAAGUUAAAAAAAUAGAAAAGAAAAAAGAAAUGACGGCAGAACAGAAGCUUCAGAAAAUACAUACUGACAUUAAGCAUGCUCUAAAGGUUGACAGUCCGGACGUAAAGAAGUGCGUGGAGGCACUUGAAGAACUACGGACAUUGCAAGUCACAACACAGCUCUUGCAGAAACAUAGUGAUUUGGUUGCAACACUAAAAAAGAUACGUCGCUAUAAAGCUAGCCAGGAAGUCAUGACAAAAGCUGGGGAGAUCUACAGUCAUUUAAAGUCCAUGUUUAUGGGAGGAGAUGAUUCUAGCAACAAUACAUUGAAAAAGAAUCCCUCUGAACUAGAGCAGCAGAAAGAUAACACCAAAGAAGAGGAGAAAGAAGCUGAAAAUAACACAACAAAGAAGCAAGACUUGGAUUUUGCAGUAAAUGGUGAGACCAUGCCUGUGAAGAAUGAGACUCUCCCAGAAAAUCAAGAACAAGAUCGACCACAGGCAGAAGAAGGGAAUAAUACUGAGGAGAUGUUGAUUGGCAAAAAAAACAGUGCUCCAGAUUUAUUAGAAGUGCUUCAGUCAGAUGGUAAACACACCAGUGGCACAGAACCAGUCACAAUGGAGAUGGAGUCAGCCAUCAAGAGUUGAGCCUUUGAAUCCAAAACAACUAUGGGACUUGUUUCAAGAUCUGGGUUACUUUCAAAUAAGAACAUUUGUCACUUGAAUUGUCCUAGAACCUAGUAAAGACUGUUUGGUUUUGUUGUCUGCCCAUACAAAGAAGCUGAAAGAGGUUACUUGUUGUGCAGAGCUUUGUUUUUCUUCAUUUUGUUGAAAAGAGAACAAAGAUAAUUGUCAGCACAAUUAAGAUCUCUUUUUUUCAUAACCUUAAGAAGGAGGAAGUGAAUGUGAUGCAAGUACAAAAAUGGCUGCUUUUAAUGGAUGAAAGGUAUUGAUGGGAAAUUCCUUGGAUGUUCUUCUGAUCAGCAGAAAUCCUGGAUAAAUGUGUAAGCAGGGUUCCUGCUGAAGUUCUGGCAGCAAAUUUGGAAAACACCUGAGGAAAUCAUGAUGCACGCUUUACUUAAUUCAAUGGACUUGAACAUAUUUGUUCUCUGACUUCACUUGAAAUUACUUGUUUGAACAUUUUGUCAUUUGAAGUAUGUUCUUCAUGAUGGCUUGGCUCACAGAAUUGGUCAUUUUUUUUCAAAACCUCUUCCAGCUACAAUGGACCAUUACUCAUUUCCCCCCAAAAUGACUAAUUUAUCAGUCCGUAUAUAACUUCAAGGAAAAAGAAACCUAUGUAGACCUUUCAGUUUUAUGUCAUUGUAAAAUACAGCUUUGUAACCAAUUAUUAAAGUUUGACCUUGUGGGAGUUUGUACGUGA